Molecule: messenger RNA, 1781 nt
Organism: Cryptomeria japonica (Japanese cedar)
Lineage: Eukaryota; Viridiplantae; Streptophyta; Pinopsida; Cupressales; Cupressaceae
Product: probable galacturonosyltransferase 10
Exons: 7
Coding region: 176-1516 (446 amino acids)
Cellular component (GO): Golgi apparatus
Molecular function (GO): glycosyltransferase activity
Source: RefSeq, a predicted model, not a curated record
AAAUAGGUACUAUAGAUCCAAGUUACGACAAUUUGUUUUUUACUUCGGACGAAGUCAAACAUCUCGGAAACAGGAAAACGCAGUGCUAACGACCAAAACUUCUGCAAAUAAUAUCUUCUCCUGGAGCUUUGUCAGCGUUUCCCCUUCCCCACCAAUGUAAAGAAACCUGCAAAAUAUGUCAGAAGUAAAUUUUCAUUUAAGCGGAGGAGGAGCGAGCAGGAGGAAGAAAAAUAAUAGCAACUCUAACGCCUCAUCGUCGGGAGCGGCUCUUCAUAUUGAUAUUGACGCUCCGCCAAAGGCCUGGAGUUUCGCCCCCUUUUUAUCUCUUGCAUUUAUUCUCGUCUUCUUUUCGUUGCAGUUAGUAUUGCCCGCCACUCAUUACCGCCAUCCUUUCGACCCUCAUCGCCAGUGGAAACCUUUCGCUUCCAACCCUGAAACGGCAAAUGAUAUCUCAACAAAUGUUUCAAUGCGCACUGGAGUGCUUGAAAUUGUUAACAUAUUUUCUUGGAUAGAUGAUUUGGAUAUUCGACCUCUAGCAGUUAUUGUGAAUUCCACUACAUUUAACUCCAGGUAUCCUGUAAAUAUACAUUUUCAUUUUUUUCUGCCUGAUGAUCUCGACGAAGAGCAUUCUUACCAUAAACUGAAGGUCAUUUUCCCAAAAUCAAACAUUGUUGUGCAACGGCACAAUGUUAUCAGAGAAAAGGUGAAAAAAAUAAUAUCAGAUGAUGAAUAUGAUACAUUUAAUUUGGCACAUGUUUUAGCAUUUUACAUCCCCAAGAUAUAUCAAAACAUUGGAAGGUUUAUAUACUUAGCACCGGAUGUUGUUGUAAAGACUCAACCAGUCUCAACAAAUAGCUGCACAUCUACCAACACUUCCAAAAUCAAGGAGAUUUUUAUGAAUUAUAUUGAAGUUUAUUUUUUGGAGGCAUUAAAAUGGAUCUUAUAUGACAAGAGCUUCCACGUAUGGAAUCUGAUUCAGGAUAAAGUUGAGAACCUUUUUCAAGUUGAUCUCCAAAGCUUUGCUCUUGCUGCUGUUGAAGAUUGUUCCCAAAAUUUUGGUUCCUAUAGAAAUUUUGAGGUCAUAAAUGCAAUUCAAAGAUCUGGUGCAAGGCCUUGGGUGGCCCAAGUGCCAUAUGAGAAGAACACAUGUAUUCUUGAUCUUAGUGUGCUAUUAGUUGAUGCUGGUAACCUAGCAAAAGAAAACAUUACAGAGACAAUGAAAUGGUGGAGGAAAGUGCUUCCUGCUGAAGGUGAAAGAGGGAGUCAAUCAGAUCAUCCAGUUCUCUUAGCGCUUUAUGGAAAGUACACGAGACUUGAUGGAGCUUGGAAUAUUAAGGGGUCUAAAUUUUCUGAGACGAGCAGUGAUAUAAAAAUUUUGCAUUUUGAUGGAGAGAAGCCAUGGUUAAAAGAAGCAGAAGACCAUGCAUACACAGGUAUGACUAAGAUAUGGUGGAGCUAUAUUUCUCCACUAGCAAAUGAGCUAUUGAGACACCCAAUACAUAACAAUUUGGACUGACAGCUCUAUUGUCGAUAGUUUUCUAGAAACACUGCGUUUAACUUGUAAUAUUGCUGCUCCAAAGCUUCAAUUCUUUCGUUUGAUCAACAUAGGGAGAAAUUUAGAACAUAGAAAUUUCUAUCGUUCACAAGAACUUUUACAAAAUUAGAAUGAUUUGAGAAAGAAGAAUGUGUUAAACCAAAUUUUCCUCAAAUGAGCAGUGAAGUUGCAGCCACAUAGAUAAUGCCAUUUAAGAAAAAAAACCAAGAGUGGUCUUUGCAUGCAA